AUGUACUGAUGGCAUUCUCUUUGUAGUCGAUUCAGUUGAUGUUGAGCGAAUGGAGGAAGCUAAAAUGGAACUUAUGAGAACCGUAAAGUGCCCUGACAAUCAAGGUGUUCCUGUUCUGAUAUUAGCUAACAAACAAGAUUUACCUGGUGCUCGUAAUCCUAAGGAAUUAGAAAAAUUAUUAGGACUUCAUGAACUAUUAUAUCCAGCUAUGUAUACGCAAAAUACAAGACCGAGCUCAUCAUCAACUGGUAGUAUUGUGUGUAGCAGCAGCACAAUUAGUAUGAAUACGUUUGGUAAAACUAUGACACCCACAUCGCAACACAACAUUAAAAUGUUUAGUAACAGUGGUGACAGUAACCAACUCUGCGAAUCGUCAUCAGUGGCAGCAGUUGGAGAAAUAAAAACUGAACGAGAAUCUGAAAUUAGCAAUGGAAUUAGUAAUACUAGUAAUAUAUACACAUCAUUUUUGUCGACUGCUCGCGACAAACAAUUGUUGUCAUGUGGAUCCUCACAACCUUCAGUAGUGACAACUCCGACUGCUACAGCUGUUAAUGCACUAUUCCAGUCAAAAUCAAUGACCAAAUCAAUCAGCUAUUCAACACCAUCACACCAAUUUAAAGGUUGGUAUAUUCAACCAGCCUGUGCCAUAACUGGAGAAGGUUUACAAGAAGGUUUUGAAGUUCUUUAUGAUAUGAUUUUGAAACGGCGGAAACUCAAUAAAAUGUUUAAGAAAAAGCGGUAAUAACCUUGUAAAAAUUUUCUUACUAUAUUUGUCGUAGCUUAGGUUUUCUGAAAUUCUAUUACAUAUUCGGAAUUUUGAAAAGCCGUAGGGUAUACAUAUGUGCAUACUGAGAAAUCUUGUGCUAUAUGUUAUACCUAAACAUCAAAUUGUAUAGUGAAUGGCGCCUUCAAUUUUGUUUACAGUUGUAAUUAUAGUUCACUAGAAUAUUUUUUAUUAAGUAGCAAAUAUAAUUAUACA
This is a messenger RNA of Bactrocera latifrons, 979 nucleotides long. RefSeq names its product ADP-ribosylation factor-like protein 4A. Gene Ontology annotation, biological process: vesicle-mediated transport; intracellular protein transport. Lineage: Eukaryota; Metazoa; Arthropoda; Insecta; Diptera; Tephritidae. The record is from RefSeq and is a predicted model, not a curated record. Gene Ontology annotation, molecular function: GTP binding; GTPase activity. Gene Ontology annotation, cellular component: cytoplasm.